AUAUGAUGGGCACGCCGGAAUUAAAAAUCAUAUUAGAAUUCAGUGCAGGGGCGGAGUUACUAUUUGGUAACAUAAAACGCCGUGAAUUGAACUUGGACGGUAAACAAAAAUGGACUAUUGCUAAUCUGCUUAAGUGGAUGCAUGCGAAUAUUUUAACGGAGCGUCCGGAACUUUUUCUUCAAGGAGAUACUGUGCGACCUGGAAUUUUAGUACUCAUAAAUGAUACAGACUGGGAAUUGCUGGGUGAACUGGACUACGAGCUGCAGCCCAACGACAAUGUGUUGUUUAUAUCAACUUUACACGGUGGUUAAAAAACGUUCUGGAAUCUAAAUUAUAGGAGAAAAGUUUAUUUUUAUACUACAACCCAUUAAAUUGUAUUCAAAAAACAAAC
Messenger RNA from Drosophila melanogaster (fruit fly), 391 nucleotides. It is a transcript of the gene Urm1, whose product is annotated as Ubiquitin-related modifier 1. The record is from RefSeq and is marked reviewed. The coding region runs from base 6 to 311 and encodes 101 amino acids. Gene Ontology annotation, biological process: protein urmylation; tRNA thio-modification; tRNA wobble uridine modification. The transcript has 5 exons. NCBI's taxonomy places the organism in Eukaryota, Metazoa, Arthropoda, Insecta, Diptera, Drosophilidae. Gene Ontology annotation, cellular component: cytosol; cytoplasm.